AUGUUAAUCGUUUCAUCAGAGUUUGCAACACCUCCCGGCUUCAGAUUUCUACCCACCAAAGAAGAGAUUUUCGUCUACUACCUCCGACCAGCCAUCAAUGGAGAACCAUUAUCUUGUAAUAUUUUGACUGAGGGUGAUAUUUAUGGAGAAAACAAAGAGCCUUGGAAUCUUUUCAACAAAGAUGAAAAAAAAUCUUUCUGGGUUUUCACCAAGUUGAAGAAAAAGAGUAAAUCGAGGAUUGAUAGGACUGCCGGAUGCGGAUGUUGGCUUGGCCGAAACACCAAAGAAGUAAGGAAUGCAAGUGGUCAGCUGUUAGGGUUGGACAAAUACUUCACGUUUACAUGCAAGAAAGAUAAGUCAAGCCAAGGCAAUGGCAACUGGAUUAUGCAUGAGUAUUCGUUAAUGGAUGAAGGUUUCAGUGAUUAUGUCAUUUGUGAGAUUAAGAAUAAAGAUGUUGCUGAUCGUGGAGAAGACGAAGAAGAACCCAAGAACAAGAAGCGUAAAUCGCUUGAGGUUAACGAUGAAGAGGCGUCAGCUUCAACUAUGAAGAGAGUUUUUGUUGAUCAUCAAGGGAAUCUAAACGAAAGACAUCCAGAACCUUAUGAUCCGAGCAGAAUGCAGACCAUGACCAGUAUCAUCCCUCUUGAUUUUGCUUAUACCUUUGGUCCUGAUGAGCUUCCAGGUGAAUAUGUUAAUACUUGCCUAAAUGUAGAUGACUACAUUAUUGAAGAGAUCAAAGAUGAAGCGAUUGCUGUUCCAAGUAUGGAGGAGGUAAACGGGGUGCAUACCAUGACCAGUACCAGCUUUCCUGAUUUUGCUGAUCACAUCGUUCCUGAAGAUCUUACGGGUGAAAAUACUGAUGCAUACCUGAACCUGGAUGGAUGGCCUGAUGUUGAUGAACUUCAGUCAUUUAAGUAG
Molecule: messenger RNA, 918 nt
Organism: Durio zibethinus
Lineage: Eukaryota; Viridiplantae; Streptophyta; Magnoliopsida; Malvales; Malvaceae
Source: RefSeq, a predicted model, not a curated record